Messenger RNA from Zeugodacus cucurbitae (melon fly), 1567 nucleotides. RefSeq lists its product as uncharacterized. The record is from RefSeq and is a predicted model, not a curated record. Bases 150 to 1397 code for a protein of 415 amino acids. NCBI's taxonomy places the organism in Eukaryota, Metazoa, Arthropoda, Insecta, Diptera, Tephritidae. The transcript has 4 exons.
UAGAAUUGCCUUACCAGCUCGAACCGUUUAGAAAGAAAUCAAAUAACGCGUGUUACUAACGAGGAAUCGGGAAUAUAUAAUAUAAGCUCACAGGAUUUAAAAAUUAUAGCCUACAUUUGUUAAUACAGGAAGGACCUAAUAUCGACAGCAUGAAAUUAGAAACGAAAAUGGAGCCACCGCAAUAUUUAAAUGAGCAAUUUUUCAAAACCGCCUUAGAGGAUGGUCUGCGCGAUAUGCGUGUCGAUAUAAAGAAAAUCAUAUUCGCCGAAUCGAAUGGAGGCGGUGAGAAUUAUUGCAGUAAAAUAUAUCGUGCCAAGGCUUUGUACAGGAGCAGCAAGCGACAGUUGGAUGAGGAGUUGGCGUUGAUUGUGAAGAGUAUUGCCAUAACACCGGCCACACAGUUUCUGGAGGAGUUAGCGGUUUAUUUGCGUGAGAAAAUUUUCUAUUUCGAUGUGCUCGGUCGUUUGGAGGUGUUGAUUGGCGAUGGUGCAAAAUUCGGGCCCAGAUGUUUCUACACCACUCGAGAACCCAUUCAGACAAUAGUCUUCGACGACCUCACCCAGUAUGGCUAUAAAUUGGCUAGUCGCCAAAAUGGACUGGACGAGGAACACUGCUUGGUUAUAUUGCAAAAAUUGGGCAAAUUUCAUGCAACUUCUAUGGUGUUAAUGGAAAAGGAUCCCAGCGUUCGCGAACACUUCACCAGCGGCAUGCUGGACGAACACUAUAUACGAACCAAUGAGCGUUUCAUUGAUUUCAUGUCACUUCAAUUGCGCACACUCGCCGAUGUAGUGUCCAAGUGGCCAGGGUAUGAGGCGAUUGCUGUGAAAUUACAUCGUCACUGCGAUAAUAUUAAAGAGAACCUCGUGUUAACUGGACAACCGAGACCUGGGGAAAUAACUGUGCUAAAUCAUGGUGACUUAUGGGUGAACAAUUUCAUGUACAAAUAUGAUGAGCAGCAAUCAACAAAGCCCAUAGAUGCAAUAUUCCUCGAUUUUCAGAACAGCUUUUUCGGUAGCCCCGGCUGCGAUAUUAACUUCUUUCUGAACAGCAGCGUACAGUUGGAUGUGUUGGUUAAUCGUCGCGAUUUCCUCGUGCGUACUUACUAUGAAGCGUUGAGAGACUCACUCGAACGCAUGCAUUACGAACACAUACCGACGCUGCACGACAUCGAAAUGGAGAUCCGCGCACGUGAAUUGUACGGCUUUUUCUCGUCGUAUGCCUUCCUGCCAAUGGUGGCAAUGCGCAAAGAGGACUCUUUCGAUAACAGUAUCGAAGCGAUGACUAAUCAGGAAUUCGCGCGCAAAAAAGUACAACUGAUGUUCUCCUCAAAUCCAAGAACCACGGAUACAUUACGCUAUGCAGUCAAACGUUUCGAUGAGUUGAGUAUAUUCGAUUGAGGCGGGAUUGUUUAUCUAAUAUAAUAGUAUAUAGCAUGAGGGCGUGGCAAAGCUCUUGAUUUCAUUUCAUAAUUGGGUUGUUUUCAUUAGUUACAUUAAUUAUCUGUAUUGUUAAGUUGUAGUUGUAGCAAUAUUUAAUAAUUUUAAGCGGAAAUAUAUUUUACAAUAGA